UUAAUAGAGUUCCUCGGCAGGUCUCUCGUCUUUCCCCGGAGCUCUUGGAUCCCAGAAACAAGGACGCCAAGGCUGAAACGCAGAGACCCUCAAGGAGGCGUCGCUUCAGGACCGGAAGAGACUCCUGUUGCCAAGGGAACGCCGCGCGCCAAGGCGCCUGCUCAGCCCCUGAUGCUCUUGCUGAGGCUGAAGCUGCCAGUUUCCCCAACUAGUAGAGGCGGCUUUGCCCAAGACAAGGGAUCUUUCCGAUGGAGUCCUAGAGAGGAAGGCUGAGGCACUUCCGUACCAGAUUUCCUUCUCAGAAGCUGAUACUAGCGAGUGCAUCCAUUCCGGUUCCUCACAAGCUCCUGGGCCCUCCAGACCAGCCUCAAGAUCAGAUUAGCAAAUAUUGAAAAAUUAACCAUAACCUGUGUUGAUAAAAGGAAUAGAAAGCUUCAUCCACUGUUGCCACUUUGUAUAUAUUGGAAUAACAGUAUGGGAUUGCUAGACCGACUUUCAGGUUUGCUUGGCCUGAAGAAGAAAGAGGUUCAUGUUUUGUGCCUUGGGCUGGAUAACAGUGGCAAAACAACAAUCAUUAACAAACUUAAACCUUCAAAUGCUCAGUCUCAAGAUAUAGUUCCAACAAUAGGAUUCAACAUAGAGAAAUUCAAAUCAUCCAGUUUGUCUUUUACAGUGUUUGACAUGUCAGGUCAGGGAAGAUAUAGAAAUCUCUGGGAGCACUAUUAUAAAGAAGGACAAGCCAUUAUUUUUGUCAUUGAUAGUAGUGAUAGACUCAGAAUGGUUGUGGCCAAAGAAGAGCUCGAUACUCUUCUGAAUCAUCCAGAUAUUAAACACCGUCGAAUUCCAAUCUUAUUCUUUGCAAACAAAAUGGAUCUUAGAGAUGCAGUGACAUCUGUAAAAGUGUCUCAGUUGCUGUGUUUAGAGAACAUCAAAGAUAAACCAUGGCAUAUUUGUGCUAGUGAUGCCAUAAAAGGAGAAGGAUUGCAAGAAGGUGUAGACUGGCUUCAAGAUCAGAUCCAGUCUGUGAAGACAUGAAAAGAUAGGAUCUAGAAACCUCAACAAUUUUGAAUCCAAGGAAUAUAUUUAAUAUAAACUGAGUACGUUAAAAUCUUUUAAAGGUGUGUGUGCAUCCAGGAAUACUUUAUGAUAUUCUGUUUGCAUUAAUGGACUUUGAAGAGCUUUUUAAGACCAUAGGAAUUUCAGGUAUGCUAAUCUGGCUAUUUGUUACAUAAAAACUAAAUCUUUCCUCAAAAGGAAUCCCUAGAAUUAUCAACUUUUUGGUAAAGGUCUACAUUUGAUUGUAAUCAGAAUAUUUGAAAGAGUUAUGAGCCAUCUCAAUAUCCCAUCAUGAUUUAUGAUCUUUAAUGUAUUUUAUUUUUGUCUUUUUAAAUAUGUAG
This is a messenger RNA of Marmota flaviventris (yellow-bellied marmot), 1397 nucleotides long. It is a transcript of the gene Arl6, whose product is annotated as ARF like GTPase 6. Lineage: Eukaryota; Metazoa; Chordata; Mammalia; Rodentia; Sciuridae. The record is from RefSeq and is a predicted model, not a curated record. Gene Ontology annotation, molecular function: GTP binding; GTPase activity.